Molecule: messenger RNA, 8091 nt
Organism: Perca fluviatilis (European perch)
Lineage: Eukaryota; Metazoa; Chordata; Actinopteri; Perciformes; Percidae
Gene: atrnl1a
Product: attractin-like 1a
Exons: 30
Coding region: 725-4957 (1410 amino acids)
Cellular component (GO): Golgi apparatus
Molecular function (GO): protein binding
Source: RefSeq, a predicted model, not a curated record
CGGACAGCGGUAGCAGACGGAGCACAGAGAGACAGAGAGAAAAGGAGAAGCUGCGACUGUCGCAUCCUGAGAUAAGAGAGCAGAGAGAGAGAGAAGCAGAAGAGGGCAGCACGUCUUUGUCUGGGAGCACAGCCAGCAGGAGAGCACAUCAUCAUCAUCAUCAUCAUCGGAGCUCCGUUGGGUUUUUUCAUUUCAUCUCCGGGGGAUUACAGUCUCUGAGGCGGAGGCAGCAAUCAUCCGGUCACGGUGUUUACAUCCCGAACCUUGCCUACACAGUGGAAGUUCUCUGGAAGACCUGUGGGGACGCGCUGCCGAGCGCGUAACGGCGCUUUUCCAUGUUGGUGUUGCUCAGAAACGGAUGGGUCCGAUUGGAAUUGCGUUUACAUUGUUUCUUUUAAGGUCGGAACUGCAUGUUUUCAUAAAAGUUAUUUUUUUAUAUAUAUAUAUAUAUAUAUAUAUAUAUAUAUAUAUCUUAUAUAUAUCUGUCCCGCAGCUUUGCUCCGCAUCGCUCAGCAUGUUCGGAUAGUGCGUAAUUAUUGUUUUCCUGGGCCUUUUACCCACCGGCGUCACAGGUAGGGUACUUUAUAUAUCUAGGCUACACCACCGCUGAUGACAACACAUUACCACGCAGAGUGAAAGGUGACAGCUCGUGUUCUGGUCCCGGGCUGCAGCCUCUUUAAAAAAAAAGAAAAAGAAAAGAAAAGAAAGACACUCCGCGUCCAUCAUGGAGGAUGCUGGAGGGCUACAUCUAUGCACCUGGAAAAAGGCGUCCAAAAGCAGCGCGCGGCGGGACGUCCUGAAAGCAUACCUGGGAGUUUUUGUCAUGCUUCAUCUCGUGCUUCACACGGAAGCGUCCUCGGUGUCCAAGUCCUGCGAUCCGAACUGUUUUUCAGGGAAGUGCAUCAACGGGACGUGCGUGUGUGACCACGGCUGGGUCGGGGAUCAGUGCCAGCACUGUCAGGGGAGAUUCAAGUUAACAGACCUGUCAGGCUCUCUCACAGAUGGACCAGUGAACUACAAGUACAAGACCAAAUGCACUUGGCUAAUAGAAGGAUAUCCGAAUGCAGUGCUCCGGCUGCGCUUCAAUCACUUUGCCACUGAGUGCAGCUGGGACCACAUGUACGUCUACGACGGAGACUCCAUUUACGCCCCUUUGAUUGCCGUCUACAGUGGUCUAGUGGUAGCAGAGACCAGGGCUAACGAGACGGUCCCAGAGGUAGUGACAUUGUCCGGCUACGCUCUGCUUCACUUCUUCAGCGACGCUGCCUACAACCUGACCGGCUUCAGCAUCGCCUACUCGAUGAACUCGUGUCCCAACAACUGUUCGGGCCACGGCCGAUGCAGCACAGCCAACUCGGUCUCGGGCCGCGUGUACUGCGAGUGCGAUGAGUACUGGAAAGGAGAAGCCUGCGACAUCCCGUACUGCAGGGAUAACUGUGGCAGCCCGGGCCACGGCUACUGCGACCUGACCGGAGAGAAGCUCUGCGUCUGCAACGACAGCUGGCAAGGUCCAGACUGCUCUCUGUCCGUUCCCUCCACUGAGGCCUUCUGGGUGCUGCCUAGCGUCAAACCGUCGGCUCAGUCUCUGGGCCGGGCGUCCCAUCAGGCUCUGGUGCACUCUGGGCUGAUGUGGGUGGUGGGAGGAUACUCUUUCAACUACUCCAACUACCACAUGGUCCUCAACUACAACCUGGAGAGCGGUACGUGGGAUGUGGUGCCCGUCAGCAGCGGCCCCCUCUACAGAUACGGCCACUCAUUGGCUCUGUACCAGGAUGACAUCUACAUGUUUGGUGGGAAGCUGGAGGCGAAAUCGGCCAACGUCACGGACGAGCUGUGGGUGUUCAACAUCCCCAGGCGCACCUGGUCACCACAGAAACCAGCCCCGCCUCCUCCCUACGCCCUGGAGGGGCACAGCGCCCACGUGGUGGAGCUGGCCGACGGCGAGCCGGUGAUGCUGAUCUUCUUCGGCUACUCGUCGGUCUACAGCUACAGCAACAAAGUUCAGGAGUACAACAUCAGGUCUAACUCGUGGCAGGUUGUGUCUGCCGAAGGGGCCGUGGUCCAGGGAGGGUACGGCCACAGCAGCGUCUACGACGAGGCCAGCGGCUGCGUGUUUGUCCACGGCGGAUACAAGGCGCUGAGCAACAACAAAUACGGCCUGGUGGACCACAUGUACCGAUACCACGUCCGCACCAAAACAUGGCUGAUCCUCGGGGAGAGUGGCAUAGCGCGGUACCUCCACUCUGCGGUGCUUCUGAGUGGCACGGUGCUGGUUUUCGGGGGAAACACUCACAAUGACACGUCACUAAGUAACGGAGCCAAGUGCUUCUCUGCUGACUUCCUGGCGUACGAUAUGGCUUGCGAUAAGUGGACUGUCCUCCCCAGACCUGGGCUGCACCGGGACGCCAACCGCUUUGGACAUUCUGCCGUGGUUAGUAAUGGCUCCAUGUACAUCUUUGGAGGUUUUUCGGGCCUCCUUCUGAACGAUGUGCUGGCCUACACCCCUCCGUCCUGCCAGGCCUUUUCUAACCCAGCUUUGUGUGCUGCUGCUGGGCCAGGCCUCCGCUGCCAUUGGGUCAAAAGUAGAUGCGCCCCCUGGGAGCCAAAAGACGGCGAGCACAUUAUCCCUGCUCCUUUUUGCCCCGUGCGACCUGACAGCAAAGACGAGCAGUGUUUCCGGUUCUCAGACUGUGCCAGCUGCACCGCCAACACACGGGGCUGUCAGUGGUGUGAGGACAGGAAAUGUAUAUCUGCAUCCAGUAACUGCACCGUGCUGACUCUGGAGCUGGCACAGCAGCAUGGCGGCGCUCUGUCUCUGUCUCGCCCACCGACCAUGCUGUCUGAACAUCAGCUGAGCUUGUGGAAACAUGGAGCCAGAAGGCGGGGACAUUCGGUGAGAGACUCGUCCAGCUGUAAGCGCCGGGAGGAGCAGGAGUGUUUCAGACUGGCCAACUGCAGGAGCUGCUCCCUCAACGCCAACUGUCAGUGGGAGGCGCAGCAGCAGGAGUGUCAGGCGCUGCCUGGCCAGCUGUGUGGCGAAGGCUGGCACCAUGUCGGGGAGGCCUGCCUGAGGAUCAACUCCAGCAGUGAGAGCUAUGAUAACGCCCAGCACUACUGCAAAAACCUGGGAGGAAAUAUUGCCUCUUUGCUCACAGACAAACAAGUCAAUUUUGUUCUGGAAGAGCUACAAAAAUACCAGCUGCAAGACAAGACUUUAUCUCCCUGGGUUGGCUUGAGGAAGAUCAACGUGUCGUACUGGGGCUGGGAGGACGCGUCCCCCUUCACCAACACCAGCCUGCGAUGGUUGCCCGGAGAGCCCAGCGACUCGGGCUUCUGUGCCUACCUGGAGCGGGCCCAGGUGGCUGGUCUUAAAGCCAACCCCUGCACGGCCACCACCGACGGCCUCAUCUGUGAAAAACCUGCCGGGAGUCCACAGAGUCAAAGCGCUCGUCCCUGUAGGACGCCCUGCUCUCUGCGCACCAGCUGCGCCAACUGCACCAGCCAGGCCAUGGAGUGCAUGUGGUGCAGCAGUACGCAGCGCUGUGUCGACUCCUCGGCGUACGUCAUCUCCUUCCCCUACGGACAGUGUCUGGAGUGGCAGACCCAGGACUGUGCUGCCCAGAACUGUUCCGGUCUGAGGACAUGUGCCGAGUGUUUGGAGAGGACGGAGUGCGGCUGGUGCGGUGAUCCCAGUAACACCGGCAGGGGUGUCUGCAUGGAGGGGUCCUACCGAGGCCCUCUGAAGCCCGCAAUCGCCAGGGCUGGGCCCCGAGACCGAGACAGACUACGAGACAGGGACAUGGUGCUGGAUCAGAGCCUCUGCUCGUCUGAUAGAGGCUACAACUGGGCCUUCAUCCAAUGUCCCGCGUGUCAGUGUAAUGGCCACAGCAGGUGUGUGAACGGCAGCGUGUGCGAGCAUUGCGGGAACCUGACGGCGGGGAUGCACUGCCAGAGCUGCAUGCCCGGUUACUAUGGCGACCCCACCAACGGAGGAAAGUGCAACGCAUGCAAGUGUAACAGCCAUGCCAACGUGUGCCACGUCAACACAGGGAAGUGCUUCUGUACCACUAAGGGCAUCAAGGGAGACCAGUGUCAGCUAUGUGACUCAGAGAACCGUUACCUUGGUAACCCUCUCAGAGGAACAUGUUAUUACAACCUGUUGAUUGAUUACCAGUUUACCUUCAGCUUGCUUCAGGAAGAUGACCGCCACUACACCAGCAUCAACUUCAUGGCUACACCUGAACAGGCCAACAAGAACCUCGACAUGUCCAUCAACGCCUCGAACAACUUCAACCUCAACAUCACGUGGUCCUUAAGCUCAACAGCUGGCACCAUCUCAGGCGAGGAGAUGCCCAUCAUAGCGAGGACCAACAUCAAGGAGCACCGUGACAGUUUCUCGUGUGAGAAGUUCAACUUCAGACUUCACCACAACAUCACCUUCUACGUCUAUAUGUCCAACUUCAGCUGGCCAAUCAAGAUCCAGAUUGCUUUCUCUCAGCACAACAGCAUCAUGGACCUUGUGCAGUUCUUUGUCACCUUCUUCAGCUGUUUCCUGUCUCUGUUACUGGUCGCGGCUGUGGUUUGGAAAGUCAAACAGACCUGCUGGGCCUCGCGACGUAGAGAGCAGCUGAUGAGAGAGCGACAGCAGAUGGCCAGUCGUCCCUUUGCUUCGGUCGCUGUAGCGCUGGAUGUCAACGGUGACCAGGAGGAGCUGUUACAGGCAGUUCCGAAACCCAUAGCCAUGGAGCCAUGUUGGGGGAGCAGAGCAGGUGUUCUGACGGUGCUGCUGUAUCUGCCCAGAGUCCCAUCUGGAAUACCUCCACCAGGACAGUCUGGUAUUGCAAUAGCCAGUGCUCUGGUCGACACAUCACAACAGCGAGUGAUGGACUUCAAAGAAAGAGGCCUGGGUCUGAAGCACCGCAAACACACCGUGCUCCAUCAAGGGACCUGUGUAUGAACUGGAUUCUCUCAACGAGGAAACAAGAUAGCCAUAGUGCCCACAGGGGAUUUCACUGGAGAUAUUCUCAUGGACUUAAGAAAAUUUACAAAAUUGGGUCCUUUGGAGGGUCUUUGAUAGUGGCUUGGAAAUGUAUCCACCAUCUCAUCAACAGGCACCCAAACUGGGAAAAAUGGCAAACUUCUUCAUCAACAUGCUCUUCUCGUCCCUUGUGUGUAUAUGUUGGUCCUGAUGUCCCGGGAAAACAACAAUUGGAAACCUGCAGAUUGACAGAGAAAAUGUGUUUUUCCACCACAGCUUUGGUUAGACAUUUACUAUGAAUACUGGCAGGCUUUUCCACUUCUGUGCGGCUCUGCAUCUCUAGGGCUUUACUUUUCUGUCAUGCAGUCUGCCAUAUUGACAGAGAAAAAAAACACUUGUUUUACACCAUUAAACCAGAGCUUCGAGCUUCUGUGAAAGAUAUUGAGCUGAAAUUAACUGAGCUGAAAUAAAGUCCUCCUGACUUAAAAUCCCACUCGGAAUCCGGAGCGACGCUGCAAAGAACAACAUGGACCUAACUAGAUCAAUGCAAAACACUGUUGCGGGCGGUGUUGUGUGACAAGGAUUUGCUUGAAGAGAAAGUCUCCUCUGGGAAUUUUAAAGACUACUACUAUUGAGAUGUUGAAGAAUGAAGAUCAUAGGAUGUAACUGUUGCGAUUUGUCCUUUAUGAAAUACAUGUAAUUCUUGUUUUUCCCUGCACCAACAUUUGAAGUUCUACAUUUUGAUAUCUGCUCAGGUCCUCUGUAAUGGAAAAGGGUCUAUUAUCUGUAGAUGUGGGCCUUAUACACGUCUGUAUAUGCACUAUAAGUGAAAUGCUUUACCAGUACAUUAGGACCCUUUGUGGGAUAAUAUUAUGCAACUGAUCAUCCAAAUGUAAUGUUUAUUCUGGACUGUAAUGUAACUUCAAGGUCGGUAUCAUCAAACACAUACUACUGAUGGUAAUUAUAUGCCUAUUAAUUCAGUUAUUACUGUGAAGAUACACUAUACAUCUUUUCUCAUGACCUCCAGUAAAUUCCAUGCCUGUUUACUUGUGAUACUAACUUUUAUGUAACAUAUCUCCUUCUGUAAUAUUUAUUAAUUAUGCAAAUUCAUUAUAAAAACAAUUUUACAAAUGCACUAAGGAUUUUUUUUAAAACAAAGACUAAAUAGAUUUUACAAAGGAAGUCUGUGCAGUAUUCCCUUUUUGCUUGUACCCUCAGUUUAUUUUAAUUUCCAAAUAUAUAUUUUAUGCAUAUCAUAGCAAGUUUUGAGUGAUGGCAAAACUUUUUUCCCUUCACCAAUCGUGUUAAAACCUUCAUCAAAUAUUGUAAAGUCACUUUUAUCAACUGCACAUACAGAGAAGAGUUACAUUACCGUUCAAACGUUUGGAAUCUCCUGCCAUAACAGCUUGAUUGGAUCCAGUCAGAUGUCUGAGAGGAAUACUCUAUAUGUUUUAAUGGUCUUUCAUGCUUUUAGGUUGUAAAAAGUCCUCUUUACAAAUUUAUGUUUUUUUCUGUUUGUACCUGAAAAACAAAAUGCUGUAUAAUGUUUCAACCAGACAGACAGUUGAAAGGGCAGAGAGAGACAAAGAUCCCUUUUCAGCAACAGUUGAAUAAGAAUAGAAAAAAUCAACCGUCAUUGGUAAAAGAAACUGGAAGCUUAGAAUCAAAAUGUGUGCACAUUUAAAUAGAAAUAGGUUCCUGUUUCAGUGUCAAGUGCACAAUAAUGUGGCCUAUAACGAGCUGGAAUUAAACAACAACGUGUUGCUUUAGCAAAACUCUUCUUCCAACUUCACAAUAGAAAUAGAAUGUUAGUCUAGGAUUAGCACUGUUGGAAUAUCAGAUGAACAUAUUACGGACUGACAACUCAAUGUUCACUUAAGCUUUUCUGGACUGGAAAAAAAAAUUCAAAAUCCAGGUUCCCACAGCAUUCUCCCCUGUCAGGCAACACUGUGGAGACACCAACUAAAUUGACAUUUGAAUAAUUUCAGGAAGGAAAAACUGCAAAACUAAUUCAAAUGUAAAUCAUCUUGGUGUCUAAUUAUACUGUUGUUAAAAAAGUUAUUAUUGAAGAAAAGAAUAAAAACAUCAAUAUAACCACUGAUUCCAAACUUUUGAACAGUAUUAUAUGUCUUUAUGCACAUGUACUGUCUAUAUAUUAAGCCUGAUUGUUUUCAUUCAGGCAUUUUGUCUUUUGUCUUCUUAUUUUGCACCAGUUUGUUGUCGAGAUUUGUAUUAACAAAGGGGCAGCUCACCACACUGUUUUUUUUCUCCAUAUGAGCAUAAAUAUGUACAUUUACAAUUAAAACAUUUUGAUGCCUUUUUCGUAUGGUGAUUAGAUCCAACAUUGUGUGUGUGAGUGUGAGUGUGUGUGUGUGUGUGUGUGGGGGGGGUUGUAUUGAUUGUGUUCUCAGGAUGUCAAUAGGGUCAAAUGACAAGCUCAGCCAACACUAUAGACUACAUAUAGUUACAUACAUACUGGCUCAGCAACCUAAAUGGACACACACACAAUGGGAAGGCACUGAGCACAGCAUGACUUGAAAUACGCUUAAUACAUACAAAUUACACAACAUCUCAACAGUCACACUUUUGUAUAGACUAAUUAUUAACACUUGAUGCACCAUUCGCAAUUACAUUAGUUAACUUGUAUACGCCGUAUAUGCCUUGCAGCUUUGUUCGACAUCUUACUAAACCUAAGAAUGGCACAACUCACAAGUCUGUCAGUUCUGGACCACAACCUGAUGUCAUAACAGUUACUGGAAAGAGUGACCACUAAAGACUCUAGUGCUCUCCUGACCUGUGGAAUACAACCAUCAGCCAAAAUGCUUCAUUGACCAAGACUUUGAUCCAUGGAAAAACAAUUAAUUUACACUCCAGAACAGUAACAGCUAGAUUCCCAUGAACGGUGCUGUGGAUAUCAUGGGUCCCUAGAGUAACCCUGUCACCUUUCUAACAAAAUGUGACACGCGAAUGUCCAAUGGAUGUGGCCGUGCUCUUCUCUCUCCUCUCUGUUGCUAUUACUUACCAACAAGAACAGCAUAGUUUAAAAGUGUAUAUAUGUUAAGACAAUUCAAUCCAUCAUGAAAAAACUGUCAAUAAAUACAGACAUUUCUGAA